UUAUUUUAAACAAUUCCUUGCCAUGCAUCCUUGCCGUGAUUAUACGGUAACACUUUAAACGAACGUGUGCCUUACUUUUGUGCAUCAGUAUAUGCUGCAGAAAAUGCCAUUACGUUAGAGUAUUGUCCCUUUGAUAAAACUGGUUGCCGGUCACGUUUUGUGAUGCGCAUUGCAGACUUAUGGUAGAGGAAGGGCGAACAGUCUAAAAUAAUCGUAAACAGAAUUUACACGAAAACAGCCAGAAAAUGCUUGAUGGGUACAGCCCUGUUGUACAAACUCUUUUAGGGACUCUCUUCACAUGGGGCCUGACGGCACUCGGUGCAGGACUCGUAUUCGUCUUCCAGAGUGGACAGAGGAAGAUUCUUGAUGGCAGUCUUGGGUUUGCAGCUGGGGUGAUGAUUGCUGCAUCAUACUGGUCACUGCUUGACCCAGCCCUGGAAUAUGCAGGCCAGUCUGGUCUCUAUGGUGACAGGGGACAGUGGUCAUUUAUUCCGGUUGUUAUCGGUUUUGUCCUAGGGGCGAUCUUCGUCUAUGCUGCUGAUGUACUUAUGCCACAGAUGAAUAAUCCCAUGAGCCUGGCUCUGUCCAUGGAGACCGAUUACAAGAUGGAGGACGUCGGGGUCAGUGACAUUCACAUCCAGCUCAUCGAUGAUGACGUGGCAGCUGGAAGACCGCGGUCAGAUCUCGAUACUCGGCAGAGGAAGAAACAGCCUGCAAUGACAUUCCCUACCCAGAAUGGUCUGAACGGGGCAGUGUCUGAGAAGACACUCGAUCCCGUCGCAAAGAGUGCUAGCUGGAGGAGAAUACUCUUGUUAAUAAUCGCCAUCACUGUACAUAAUAUACCAGAGGGACUUGCAGUAGGUGUUGGUUUUGGUGCUAUAGGGAAAACAAAAACAGCAACUUUUGAAAAUGCCAGAAAUCUUGCCUUCGGUAUUGGAAUACAGAAUUUCCCAGAAGGUUUAGCAGUUAGUUUACCAUUGCGGGGAGCUGGACUCUCAACAUGGAAAAGUUUUUGGUAUGGUCAGCUGAGUGGCAUGGUGGAGCCGAUAGCUGGUCUGUUUGGUGCUGCUGCGGUAGUCGUGGCUGAGCCGUUGCUGCCGUAUGCCCUGUCAUUCGCUGCCGGUGCUAUGAUCUAUGUAGUAGUUGAUGACAUUAUUCCUGAAGCUCAACUAGGGGGUAAUGGUAAGCUGGCCUCCUGGGGAGCUAUUGUUGGCUUUGCGGUCAUGAUGUCACUUGAUGUGGGUCUUGGCUGAUCGUGGAAUGUGUCAUCAUAGAAUCUUACUGGAAUUUUAGAAUUUUCACAAGCAGACCACAUGGUAUUAAAUUGGUGUUUGGGAUGUCUAUACAGAUUAUGGUGAAGGGUUGUUACUGAUCGACAGUCAAUAAUAUUGUGAUAUGAUUUUGCUCCUGGUGCAUCAUGAUGUUAUAUGUAAUAUAUAUUUGAAUUAGAAUCUUAUACACACAAACGAAUAAUCAUGUAUAUAAUAUUAUGUGUAUAUAUUUAUAUAUGGGUGUUUCUUUCUUCUCCUCACAUGCUCCGUCCACCCGAGAAACUCUAUAUUUAAACACAAAGUUGAAAAUGGAUAAGCAUUCAUGUAAUUUGAAAAUGUGAGAUUUGAUCUGUCAUCAUAAGACAGAGACCAGGGCCCCGUUUUACGGAGUUCAAGGAGAUCUUAGCACUAAGCUUGCUUCUUGGAACAGGGCCCAGGACUCUUACUGCUAAAAUCGAUGUAAGUGCAUAAGGUAGCUGACCUUUGUAAAAUGGGGUCCAGGUCCCAUUUUACAAAGAGAUCUUUGCGCUAAGAUCACCUUAAGUGAAUAAGGUAGCUAUGCACUUAAGGAGAUCUUAGCGCUAAGAUUGCUUUGUAAAACGGAGCUCUGGAGCUAAGUCAUAAAGCUCUCUUAGACAAUGAUCACAUCAUCUUUGCAUGUCUUUUUUUGGCAUUGCACUGCAAAACUGCAAAGUUGCAAGAGUUUAGUGAAUUAAAGCCGAGACCCUCGUGUCUCCCAACUCAUGACGUAGAGUAGUAGGAAUGAACAAUAACCCAUGACAUUUUGCGACUAAAGUCAAUCAGGUACUAGUAUUAUAAUUUGGUGGAUGUUUAUUUUACCGAAGAGGAAGCCAAGCCUCUUCAUCUUUUUCAGAGGUUUAUUACUUAUUAACUCAUCUUUUAAAAUUAAUUUCAUUCUUAUUCCUUCAAAUAAUAAAGUAUAAUACAAAUGAAGAGCUUCAUCGCAAAACACGAUAAACGCCAUAUUAAAAACACAUGGACAAACAAUUUCCAGCAAAAUCGAUACGAUUGUCUGAGGAUAUAUGGCAGAUUGCAGAGAAACUGGGUGUUUGGAAUAACAUGUUUUUAGGAUUGGGUGUGUAUAGUGGGGGUUUAUAUUGUUUUCCGAUGAAACUCUUCAAAUAUAUGUAUGCUCAACUAAAAAGGUUUAUCAAAAGUAAUUUUACUUGUUUGUUUGGGGGUUGGAAGUGGGUUGAGUGUUUUGUGGGGAUUCUGGUGUUUUGGGGUUUUUUUUAUCCUGUAUAAAGAAUAAAUAUUCUGUGUUUAUGUUAAACCUAUGACCUUUUAAAAUCUGUAUUCAUGUUUCAAUGAUGUAUUUUUACAUUCUGACAGUUAAGUUGUAAUUUACAGAGGAAAAUUCACAAUAUAUUACAUUCCAGGAAUUAGAAUAUAUACAUGUACACCUUGUCUUUCACAGUAUAACCAGUAUAUUUCUUGCUCUCGGUUUUCUCUCUUUUUUUUUAACUUUAUUAUUUUGAAAGUCACAAGCUAAGCAUUGUGCUUACCAGUAAGUGUUUUAGAUUGGCUUAUAGGAAUUUUUAUGAACAACAUUCUGAUUUUAAAAGAGUAUGUAAAUUAUGCAUGACAUGUAAAUGUCAGCAUUCUAAGAUCAUUUUAAUAGAAAGAAAGUAAAGGAAUACAAUUUCGAAAGAGUGGAUCUAUAUUAUGCUACUUAUUUUUGUUACACACUGUGGUAGUAAAUUUCCAAAUAUUAAAAAAAAAAUUCUGUUUAAUAUUACCUAUCGAAUUUGAAUCCACAAUUAUAAUGUCCAACCCACACCCACUCACCCCCUCUUUUUAUUUUGGUUGCUCUGCUGCUGUUUUAUUUCAUUAAUUAUACAAAAAUAUUUUUACAAUAGGUGUGAUUGGAGUACAUGUACAUCAAAUUUUUAUUUUUUUAAAACACUUUUUUUUUUAACUAUAGUGUAGCCAAAUCAGUUAAUCAUAAUAAACACUUUGUAAAACAACUUAAAUAAAACUAUUGUUUUAUUUGUCAUGUACAUGGUGUAUAUUCCUUUGUGUGUAUGUUGUUGUAAGAUAAAACACAGGUAUGCAUGUCUUAAUUAUUGAUUGUGAAACAUAUUUUGUUGCAAUAAACAAAAGAAUUGAGCUCAGGUUUGUCAACUUAGUAGACCCUCCCAUUCAUUUAUGUGACACAUGUGAAAUACAUUAUUAUUAUUAUUAUUAUUAUUGUUAGAUUUAUUAUAUUAAUUGUAUUACUAUUAUUAUACCAAAUGAAGCACAUCAUAUUACAUCUGUAGAGUACAUGUAUGUCGAAUGACUUGUAUAGGUGUUGCCUCACUGUGUGACUUUUAGCAAUGAUUUCUUGCACUUGAUUUACAGUUAAGACAUAGGACAUUUAACAUGCAGGUUGUAAUUUUAUUCUAUUCUUCUUAACUUGGGGUCACAGGUACCCCAAACAGAAACCCCUAAUACAAAUACAAUAGUUACAUAUACAUGUAUAUAACAUUACUAUAACAUAUCUGACAUUAUUGUUUGGGGAUACCUAUGCUUGGUGUGACCCAGUGGCUAACUAAAAUCAUUGCUUUUUGACAUUCAGUUAAACAUUAAAAAGUUUGUUUUGUGUAGCAAAACCACUAGAGCACAUUGAUUUAUUAAUCAUCAGCGUUUGGAUGGCAAACAUUUGAUAAUUCUAACAUAUCGUCUUA
Messenger RNA from Gigantopelta aegis, 3961 nucleotides. RefSeq names its product zinc transporter ZIP11-like. Gene Ontology annotation, cellular component: membrane. Bases 246 to 1253 code for a protein of 335 amino acids. Lineage: Eukaryota; Metazoa; Mollusca; Gastropoda; Neomphalida; Peltospiridae. The record is from RefSeq and is a predicted model, not a curated record. Gene Ontology annotation, molecular function: zinc ion transmembrane transporter activity. The transcript is spliced from 10 exons. Gene Ontology annotation, biological process: zinc ion transmembrane transport.